Mycena indigotica is the source of this 600-nucleotide messenger RNA. Its product is annotated as putative HIS3-imidazoleglycerol-phosphate dehydratase. Gene Ontology annotation, molecular function: imidazoleglycerol-phosphate dehydratase activity. Gene Ontology annotation, biological process: L-histidine biosynthetic process. NCBI's taxonomy places the organism in Eukaryota, Fungi, Basidiomycota, Agaricomycetes, Agaricales, Mycenaceae. The transcript is spliced from 4 exons. The record is from RefSeq and is a predicted model, not a curated record. Bases 1 to 600 code for a protein of 199 amino acids.
AUGCCUCGACAAGCGACCAUUUCCCGCAACACAAACGAGACCAAGAUUGAGGUUUUUCUUGACCUCGACUGCGCCCCUGGCCCCGGCGUCAAACAGGUCAUCGAGGUCUCCACAGGAAUCGGGUUUCUGGACCAUAUGUACACUGCUCUGGCAAAACAUGGCGGCAUGUCGCUCACCAUGAAAUGCCAAGGCGAUCUUUGGAUUGACGACCACCACACUGCUGAUAUCGCGAUUGCACUGGGCACAGCAUUCAAAGAGGCUCUGGGUGAAGUCCGUGGCAUAAGACGAUACGGAACGGGGUUUGCUCCCCUAGACGAGGCGCUUUCCAGAGCGGUCAUCGACAUCUGCUCCAGGCCUUACUGCGUCACCGACCUCGGCCUCAAACGGGAGAAAAUCGGAGACCUCUCAACUGAAAUGAUCCCACACAUUUUCUACUCCUUCGCCAUUGCAGCUGGCGUUACGCUCCAUGUCGACGUCCUGCGCGGCGAAAACGACCACCAUCGCUCAGAAUCAGCGUUUAAGGCACUUGCAUUGGCCAUUAGACAAGCCAUCGAACAAACUGGGAGUAGCGAUGUACCAAGCACCAAAGGUGUUCUGUAG